AUGCCUCUCCGACUCGCUCGACUCCGACGGCGCAGUUUAGCACAGAAGACCGUAGCAGUUGCACCUCCACCUGCUUCCCCUGGCCUUGUGGUACUGCCUUGUUUGCCAAAUUCAGUUUGUUGUCGUGCAUUUGGGCUCCAGCAAUGCAGCUUUCUAUACGGCCAGCUCUUUCCUAUGCAGACCGGCGAGGAAAAUGCCGAGGCCUCCCCAGAGACCUUCCUGCUGGCCCGGAUAGGCACCUUCCGCUCAUGCUUCCCAGCCCCGUUCGGCUGUCCUCGGCAGGGUCUUGCUGCGCCAUCAUCUCGUGGGCAAAUCAAGCUGGCAGACUGGUUGACAACUUCAGGGGGAGGUGGACAAUACCUUGAGGGUUUGGAGGCGUUUUCGCAUGUUUGGGUCAUUUUCCUCUUUGACCAGAACAAGCACAGCAAAACGUCUUUUGACCCUGCUUGCUCGUUCUUGAAGCCAACUGUCCGACCACCAUGGUUGGCAGGGGACGAUGGUCGCCGAGCAAAGCGAGGUGUCUUUGCAACCCGAUCUCCACACCGUCCAAAUCCCGUUGGACUGACCCUGUGUCGGUUGGACUCUAUUGACCAGGUCAAUAGCACAAUCUACAUCAGUGGUGUUGAUGUGGUCGACGGAUCAGCAGUGCUGGACAUCAAGCCGUACCAUCCCGUCGAAUCGUUCGGCCCUGGCCACGACUUGCAAUCCAUGGCACAAGUGGAGACGCAGGCGAUCCAUUUUGCAGACUGGCUACCAAAACCGCAGCCAUGCAUCGACAUUUUGUGGAGCGAUACUGCACUCACAGAGCUGCAGGAAUUACAGGAGCACUGCAGGUUCUAUCCCGAUGAACGUGACCAUCGUGUCGUCGAACCUGGAGAUUCCUUCUUCGACUUCUUCGAAGCUGAUCCGGCUUGCCAUUGA
Symbiodinium necroappetens is the source of this 921-nucleotide messenger RNA. NCBI's taxonomy places the organism in Eukaryota, Dinophyceae, Suessiales, Symbiodiniaceae. The record is from the annotation of a GenBank genome assembly.